AAAAAAACGCAUCAAUCUGAGCAGCACAAGUCUGGAUCAGAUCUGCUUCAGGUUGGAUUGAUUGGUGAUCGGUUCCCCGGGAAACAUGGCGGCGGCGAGACAAUUACGCACUCUCCAAUCUCAGCCUGAAAACAAGGUAUGUGUGGACUGCGCUCAGAAGAAUCCUCAAUGGGCGUCGGUUUCUUACGGAAUCUUCAUGUGCUUGGAGUGCUCCGGGAAACACAGAGGCUUAGGCGUUCACAUCUCCUUCGUCAGAUCCGUCACCAUGGACUCAUGGUCUGCGAUCCAGAUUAAGAAAAUGGAAGCUGGAGGCAACGAACGGCUCAACAAUUUCUUCGCGCAAUACGGAAUCGCUAAGGAGACAGAUAUCAUUUCCAAGUAUAAUUCAAACGCAGCUUCUGUGUAUCGUGACCGGAUCCAAGCUUUAGCUGAAGGUAGGCCUUGGAGGGAUCCGCCAGUUGUUAAGGAGGCGAUCGGCGGUGGCGGCGGAGGAGGUGUGGGGAUGAAUAAGAAGCCUCCGUUGGCUCAGGGUGGUUACGGAAACAACAACAGUGGAGGCUGGGAUAGUUGGGAUAACGAUGAUUCCUACAAAUCUUCAACUGAUAUGAGACGGAAUCAAUCAGCGAAUGAUUUUAGGGCAUCGGGAACUAGAGGAGGUGCACCGGUGAAGUCGAAGUCAUCGGAGGAUAUCUACACUCGAUCCCAGCUGGAGGCUUCUGCUGCAGGGAAAGAGAGUUUCUUCGCGAGGAGAAUGGCGGAGAAUGAGUCUAAGCCUGAAGGUCUUCCGCCUUCGCAAGGUGGCAAGUAUGUUGGAUUCGGAUCAAGCUCAGCUCCACCACCGAGAAAUAAUCAACAGGAUGAUGUUUUCUCCGUUGUUUCUCAGGGUUUUGGAAGGCUGUCUCUGGUUGCCGCAUCUGCAGCUCAAUCAGCUGCGAGUGUUGUUCAAACCGGAACCAAGGAGUUCACAUCCAAGGUGAAGGAAGGUGGAUACGAUCACAAGGUGAGUGAAACUGUAAAUGUAGUAGCGAAUAAGACAACAGAGAUAGGACAUAGGACAUGGGGAAUCAUGAAAGGAGUAAUGGCAAUGGCGACACAGAAGGUAGAAGAGUACACUAAAGAAGGAACAACUAGCUGGAAUCAACAGAGUGAAAAUGAGAGCAAUGGUUACUACCAGAACUUUGGAAAUGGGAACAAAGCAGCUAUUUCAUCUGUUGGAGGAGGAAGGUCGCAAUCAUCAUCAAGUGGUCAUUAUGACAAUUCACAGAAGUCAAAUUCUUGGGAUAGUUGGGGAGAGAAUGAGAAUAGGAAGACAGAAGCUGCAGCUCCAAAAGGGUCAUUAGCUUCUAAUGAUGAUGAUGGCUGGACUGGUUGGGAUGAUCAUGAUGCCAAAGAUGAUGGGUUCGAUGGUCAUUACCAAAGUGCAGGCGAUAAGAAAUCUGUUGGUCACAACGGGAAAUCAGACUCCGCUUGGACUGGUGGAGGUUUUCUCUAAGGGUGAUUCAGAAUGCCAACUAGAGUGUAUAAUUAAUUAAGGCUGGAACCGUCCUGGUCUGAAUAUACAUGAGAUCGGUCUUCAUCUUGAAACCAUUUUCAUCAAUUCCUCACAGGUCUGUUUUUUUUCAUAAGUUGGCAGUAUCUUGAUAUCUUUAUCUUCAUAUGUGGUAAUGAGUACCGUAUUUGUACAAGAUCCAUAGCCGACUGUUAGCUAAAGAUUUUUGGUUUUAGUCUUUCACAAUUUAAAUUUAUCUUCAACUGUAAUCACAACUGAACAUUCUUUUUCUCAAAAUUGCCUUGUUGGUAGUGUGAUAAUGUGGUUUUUCGAAACGCAUAAACAAUGCUGUUUUGGCAAUUUUCUAUAAAGGGUUUAGCAGGUUCAACGAA
Molecule: messenger RNA, 1881 nt
Organism: Capsella rubella
Lineage: Eukaryota; Viridiplantae; Streptophyta; Magnoliopsida; Brassicales; Brassicaceae
Product: probable ADP-ribosylation factor GTPase-activating protein AGD6
Exons: 4
Coding region: 86-1492 (468 amino acids)
Biological process (GO): vesicle-mediated transport
Molecular function (GO): GTPase activator activity
Source: RefSeq, a predicted model, not a curated record